Messenger RNA from Rotaria socialis, 3801 nucleotides. NCBI's taxonomy places the organism in Eukaryota, Metazoa, Rotifera, Eurotatoria, Philodinida, Philodinidae. The record is from the annotation of a GenBank genome assembly.
AUGAAAGUUAAAACGCUGAUUUUAGAUCAACAUCUCGAAAAACUCGAAAUCGAGUUAGCUACUGAUGCAUACAUUGGUACGACGGAAGAGAAACUUGCCUUACUGCCACUUCUUUUACUUCGUGCACAAAUAUUCUGUGGUUGUCGUUCACUCUGCUUACCUCUGUUUCACUCAUCUGUACAAAUACUUGAACAGAUUCAGUGUCACACAAUUGUGUCAAUUUCUACACCAACAGGAUCUGGAAAGUCCACUCUCGUACCCGCUUUAUUGGCAGCCGAUGGCUACAAUCCUAUCUUUGUUACACAACCACGUCGUUUGGCGUGCUCGGCGAUAUCUGCUCGAGUGAACAAGAGUAUGGAUAACAAUAUUGCUUCCUGGGCCGUAUCCGGUGAACGUUCGAAAACGAAUAGUAAUACUCGAAUAACGUAUUUUACUGAUGGGCUAUUCAAAGAUAUUUUGCAAUUCUCAGAAGGCAAACUUCUGUUUGAAGCUGCUUGUAGUCCACGUGGUGUUGUGCUCUUCAUCGAUGAAGUACAUGAACGUUCUACCAACAUUGAUCUUUGCCUGGCUUUCUUAGCUCUCAUGCUUCGUAAUGAAUUGCACAACAAAGUUAAAAUUAUUUUGUCAAGCGCUACAAUUGAUCCGAAUAUCGAAAAAACAUUUAAAGAGCAUGACUACCACAAACUAAAUAUUCCCAAACAGAAGCCAUUGCACUCGGUCAUAACUCGCAGAAGCCUUGAUGAGAAUAUGUUUGACCUCAUAUUAAGGUUAAACAACGACUGCAAACGGAACGAACAGAUACUAUGCUUUGUCAAGUCUACAGGCGAAGUUAAUCGAUGUGUUGACCUUCUAAAAUUGAAGAGUCCCGGUCUUCAGGCAUACAAACUCAUAGAAUCUCAAUCAGAGCAAGAACAACAGCAAAUCAUUGCCGAACAACAGAUCUUCUUUUCUACCACAGUGGCUCAGACAUCACUGACUUUUCCCCGUCUCAAAUAUGUCAUCGAUACCGGUUUGAUCAAUGUACCUAUUUAUGAUCCAAAGACAGAUACCACAGUACUUACCGAACACUAUGCUUCAAAAAUGACCAUCCUACAACGAGUGGGUAGACUUGCACGAACAUGUGAUGGAGAAUAUCAUGCAUAUUAUGAAACGGUAAAUGAUAGACCUGUUUUUCCGAAACCUCAAAUAUGUCAGGCUAAUUUAACCGAUGUGGAAUUUUCUUUGAGAAAAUCUCCAUUCAAGGAUGGUCUUCAUUCUUUCAAACAAUAUCUACCUGAUGCACCCGAAAAGGAAUAUUUGGAUAGUGCUGUGCGACGAUUACAGCACUUGAAUAUUCUUGAUCACGCCGGAUCUUUCACUUCUGUUGGCAAUGCUAUUGCACAAUUGCCUGACUUUGGUAGUGUAACCAUGAGCACAUCGGUCUAUUAUGGUCUGACCAAAUUUAAUUGUGGCCAAGAUAUGAUUCGACUAGCAGCUUGUCUAAGUGUUAUGAACAAUGCUGGUAGUCUCCGUAUGAUUCCUGACAUAUUUAAGCGAUCAGAUGAAGGUGAUUUCAUGACCCUAUUAUCUGUCAUGAACCAUCUAAAAUCACAUCAGAAUGCAAUCGAUCAUCCAGAGUUUCUUCCUAUUGCACAUCAGUUUCGACGUGCAUUAGCUCGUUUGAAACAAUUUGAAAAUUUCUUCAAAAAAGCAUCGCCACAGCAGCGUAAAGCAUCAGAAAUAUCCACCGAUAAUUGGCCAAACGUUGCACGUUCGUUACUUGCUGGAUAUUGGGAGCAUGUGUAUGUAUGUAUGAAGGAACUCAAUGGAAGCGAGAAGCAGUACUGUCGUUACAAUGUCUCAGAUCAUAAUCAUACACAACAAAAACAGACAGCAGUGAUUGACUACGCAACAACAACUGAUCCUAAGCCAAGCAUUCGAACUGUGGUACUUGCCCGUGAUGUUUUCUGUGGAACUGAUAGACGGGGUUGGAUUCUCUCUUUUGUUGGUAUUAUUCAGUCAACUUGGUUAGACAAUGCGUUAGAACGAAAGUUUGAUGUUACAAGACCAGAGCAAGAACACUUUCUAGCGAACAUACGUCCCACAAACGAAUUUAAAACCAUUGCUCAAGGCGUUACCAACAUAUCUAUCUCUACUAACAACAUUAAACUAAUCGGUAACGCUGGAGAGGUGUUGGACACUGAAAGUUUUAUACGGCGGGAGCUUCAACGCUUGCACAAGUGGCAGUUAGUGGAAGACAACGAGUUAAAUAACAAUCCGACUUUGCAAAUGAAUGUCCGCAAUAUUCGAAAAAAUCUCCACUAUUUCCAUCCUCUAAUAUGGCGAUUUUCAAAUGAAAAGCAGAUUGCGGUGAAAUUGGAGAAGGAUGAUAAAAACUCAAUUACGAUCUCUGUCAAUAGUCGUGACAAAGACUAUGAAGAUAUCAAAGAUACCUUUGACAUGUUCGUAUGGUGGCUUCGUAAAUGUGUUGCUGUACGCAAUGAACAUUCUGGUGUAAUUCCGAAAUUUCUUAAGAAACGAGAUACAGCCAUCGAACAGAGAAUUGCUUGUGUUACCGAUUCGGAAAGAACGCUGGAUAAGCGAAUGAUGGCGAUGCGUGAUGGAACUAGAGAAUCUAGAAUGGAGGUCGUCGCUUGGGUUGCUGUGUGUCAAUUUCAAUGUCGACUUGAAGGUGGCUUUGUUCGUGACUGGAUAGUCGAUCAUCGUUCAGAACAUCCGACAUCGAUCGAACCAAAAAAUUGGGUAACAUUCAAUAAACAAACAGAAUUACCUGAACUUACACCAAAAUUAAUUCCUGCUGAUUUGGAUUUUCAUCUCCCAUUGAAGAAGUAUUUUGAUCUGGAACGUUUUCUUGAUGAAAUGCAUCGAUAUGGAUUUAAGGUGAUAGAAUUUCAAGAACCAUGGCGUUAUAUUCUUCUCUUUGAUCAAUACACAUCGACAGGGCCUUUUACAGCAGAGUUCAUUCAACCACAUGUUGGGAUCACACACGACCGUAUUGAUUUCAACGUUAACAAUUUAUAUGUGGAAUGUGACUAUACGAAACAAUUGGGUCAAAAGAUCGACCUUCAAGUUCCUCCAUAUUCCAUUGAUCUAGACAGUACUGUUGCUGACAUCAGAGCUCAUCAACUCAUCAUGCUUCGACCUGAAGACGCUCAUAUGAACGAACGAAUCAAGAAAAUGACUGCUCGUGGUUAUAGGUUGAAAGAAAGACGAUUUUCUUACAUGCCAAAUCCACUGGAAAAUAAAAAUAUGGUUCUAACACCAGUACCAGCAGCAUCAAAUGACUAUAAGAUGAUUAAGGAGCGAUUCAAAAAAAAACUUCCACAUGCUAUUAUCGAGUUAAUAGAACAAGUACAAAAUCCGAAUAUGCAGAGAUUGUAUGAAGCUCAGAAGACACAAAUCGAACAAAAUCAUCCACGAAGAGGUGCCAAUGAAAUGUUGCUCUAUCAUGGAACAAAGUCUGAUCAAGUUAAUAGCAUACUUGAAAAUGGUUUUGAUGACCGGUAUUUCAAGAAUGAUGGAUUAUUCGGACGUGGAGCAUAUUUCGCAGAUGACCCGUCAAAGUCACAUGAGUUUACAGAUAAAGAGGAAGUGCUUAAAGUUGUUCUUCUUACCAAAGUUUUAAUGGGCAAGAUGUUUGAGGUCGAUGGAAAUCUGGAACCAUCUACAAUACCAAUGAACAGUGCACAAAUUGGAUAUGAUUCAACAAAGGGAAAAGCCAAAACGACACAGCCUGAAUAUGUCGUGUAUAGGAGUGCUCAAGCUUUGCCUUACUAUAAAAUCACUUAUAUACAUCCAUGA